AUCUGACAGUAAUUCUGCGCAGGCCCGCGGAAAAUAAUAAACGCGUGUUCAUAACCCUAAAAUACUGAAAAAUAGAAUUUCCUUGGAAAAACCUGAUGAUCACAUCACCUCAUCACAGAGACAGAAUAGAAUUGAAAUAAAAGAAUCCCCAGGUCGUCCCCAUCAACAAUGACAGAUAAACAAGAGCCAAACGAUGAAAUCUGCUCGAUGUCCAAGAAAUUCGAGGCGAUAACAACAACUGAUAAAAACUCCCACGAUCGUGCAGGUGGCAAUUCAUCGCUAAUAAUAUCUUCAAUUCAGCAGGAAAUGAGACAGGACAGCGAGGAGUUUUUCCUGAGUCGUGGAGCCAAAAAGGAUAUUCCAGAGAGAAUAAUAUUUGUUGUGGACACUAUCAGAGAGAAUGACUGCACUCCCUUCGAGAUAGGCUCUGGUGCUAAAUUCCUACCUCUGGAGAUGAUAAAACGAGUCGUGGAGAUAUUUAUCUGCGCCAAGGGCACCAUCAGCAGGAAACACGAGUACGCAAUCGUCGAGUUGACUGGUGAUAUUGUUCACUGGCUGUGUGACUUUACAGACAAUCCCAAGUCCCUGAUUAAUCAUCUGGACAGGGUCGAGGACGUGGCCCUGGAGGAGAACUCCAGGGGCUGUGACCUGACUGAGUGCUUUCAGCUGAUUGUUAAGAAAAUCGAUCUGGAGUGGAGCUCCAGGGAGCCCAAUUCACUCACCAGAGUUAUCCUUAUUUACUCGAGGUCACACUGUGUUCCAGGAUUCUCGGAUCCCACAAGUUUUCGUACUCUCAUGGAAAAUCCACAUUUUUUUACUGAUGUCGUUUACGUGCAUGAGCCUGUCACGGAUGAGAACGAGUGUGAAGAAAUCUACACGAAACUUGGGGAGCUCGAUGUCAAACAAAAUUCUUAUAUUUUUGAGGUUGGCAGAAAUGCUGCUGCUCUCCAUAAUACGAUGGCCAAAUUACUGGCUCAUCCUCUCCAACGACCUAAGCAAGAUGACACCAGCUACGUUCCUCAGUACUUAGAGACACAUGAUAUUCAGACUAAUGUUUGAAAAUGUUUUUGUCAAGUCGUGGAAUCGUUUGUCUUGGAAAGCCAAUUCUAUUAAAUUAGAGGACAUUCUUGGGAAUUUUUUGAAUUUUAUUUUCAAAGAGUUCUCGGAUAAUUUUUUUCAAGGAAUUUUAAUGAAAUCCAAUUCCACAGAAAAAUGUAAAGACUUGUUUCAGAAUUUAUUCUUUGAGUUUUGGGACUCGAACUCUUUCACCACUUUUUCAUUGACUCCGAGGUUCUUGUGCUUUGUGUAAGAGAGGAGAUUCGAUUUUUUAAAGACUAAAUUAUAAUAUUCAAUUGAUUCGGUUUUUCGUUCCUUUAGAUGGAGUAUAUUGUCAAAUAAUUACAGAGCUUUGAUUCUGUACCUGGGAGACAGUGAAUUGUAUUGUGUUUGAUUAUGCAGGGCGUGGAGAUGAUGAAGGACCUGAUCGAUGAAUAAAUAGUAUAUGUUUCUUGAUUAAA
Messenger RNA from Fopius arisanus, 1517 nucleotides. Its product is annotated as BRISC and BRCA1-A complex member 1. The record is from RefSeq and is a predicted model, not a curated record. Gene Ontology annotation, cellular component: BRISC complex; nuclear body; BRCA1-A complex. The transcript is spliced from 2 exons. Lineage: Eukaryota; Metazoa; Arthropoda; Insecta; Hymenoptera; Braconidae. Gene Ontology annotation, biological process: double-strand break repair; positive regulation of DNA repair; mitotic G2 DNA damage checkpoint signaling. Bases 169 to 1059 code for a protein of 296 amino acids.